CAUCUCACAUUUGAUCACUAGGGGGCGAUAAUGGACUUUGAAUUUCCUCUUCUACCUUGGACCGAACAAUGAAUAAGCGCUGCGUGGCGUUUAUCUUAUCGGAGAGAAAGUCUUCACAAAAUAAUUACAAUAGCUACGUCGUGAAAAAUGUUAAGUUAACACACUUGGUUAAUUGAUAGUCUUCAUAGCAGUUUUUUUUUACGUAUUUAUCUCCAAUUCGUUUGAAACUGUUGGGAAAGUUAGCUUAUUGGUAGCGUUUUUAAUGCACUCGAGUAGACGCUUUGAUUUCCCAGCUUUACCGUGAGCCUGAACGUAUCUGAAGAAAAGGAGGCUCAUUAGUUAGCCUGUUAGCAACUGCGCAAGGAUGCAACUGGCUCUAAGUAAAACAUUUGGCCAGAAGCCGGUUAAAUUCCAGCUAGAACAGGAUGGAGACUUUUACAUGGUCGGCUCGGAGGUUGGUAACUAUCUGCGUAUGUUCAGAGGCUCUCUGUAUAAAAGAUAUCCAUCUUUAUGGAGGAGGUUAGCAUCGGUGGAGGAGAGGAAGAAGAUUGUAGCUUCGUCACACGCCACCAGUGUGACUCUGCUGAAGGCGUCUGAAUGUGAAGAGAUCUUUGAGGGCAACGAUGAGAAGUACAAGGCGGUGUCCAUCAGCACCGAGCCGCCAGCUUACCUCAGGGAGCAGAAAGCAAAGCGGAGCAGUCAGUGGGUUCCCACGCUGCCCAACAGCUCCCACCACCUCGACGCCGUGCCUUGUUCCACCACCAUCAACCGCAACCGGAUGGGACGCGACAAGAAGAGGACGUUUCCCCUGUGCUUUGAUGAUCACGACCCGGCAGUGAUCCACGAGAACGCAGCGCAGGUGGAGUCGCUGGUUCCCAUUCGACUGGACAUGGAGAUAGAUGGACAGAAACUGAGAGAUGCUUUCACGUGGAACAUGAACGAGAAGCUGAUGACGCCAGAGAUGUUUGCAGAGAUCUUAUGUGACGACCUAGACCUGAAUCCUCUCGCCUUCGUCCCCGCCAUCGCCUCAGCCAUCCGUCAGCAGAUCGAGUCGUACCCGACCGACAGCAUCAUGGAGGAGCAGGCGGACCAGAGAGUCAUCAUCAAG
Messenger RNA from Labrus bergylta (ballan wrasse), 1108 nucleotides. The record is from RefSeq and is a predicted model, not a curated record. Lineage: Eukaryota; Metazoa; Chordata; Actinopteri; Labriformes; Labridae.